Sarcophilus harrisii (Tasmanian devil) is the source of this 567-nucleotide messenger RNA. RefSeq names its product orofacial cleft 1 candidate 1 (gene OFCC1). Lineage: Eukaryota; Metazoa; Chordata; Mammalia; Dasyuromorphia; Dasyuridae. Gene Ontology annotation, cellular component: perinuclear region of cytoplasm. The transcript is spliced from 3 exons. The record is from RefSeq and is a predicted model, not a curated record. The coding region runs from base 1 to 465 and encodes 154 amino acids.
AUGAUCCGUACAGUAUGCAAAAUUCACUUUCUUGCUGGUCUGUGCCCACCAGCCUUGCAGCAGCGCUCCCAGAAUCCCUCAGCCUGGACUUCGAGUGGAUCCAGAGAUGAACUCGGCAUUGUUUUAACAAUUUCCCUCCAGAAGUUCCAGCAGAAGGCUCUGAAGCAAACUAAGCAGAAGAAAUCCAAGUCAGCUGAAUUUCUGAUGGCAAAAGAAGAUGGAGCAGCCACAGAAAGCAUUGAAAAUCCAGCUUUUAACAUCAGCAGUACAGAUCUUUCAGCAUAUCAGACUUCAGAGGAGAAAGUUAUUAAACAUGACAAGCCAGAUAGCACCCUUGCAGCUCACCCACAGAAACUUGGGCUGCGGGACUGUGCUGAACCAAGAGGUGUGAUUUCAAUCUUGAUUAUGCUCACCCUGAGUGACAGUUGCUGUGUUUCUGAUCUAACCUGGGCAUUCCACAGUUAGCAUCACACAUUCCAGCUCAGCUUGCCUGCACAUGCUUCUAGGAGGAUAUAAGGGAUGUUGACACACAUUACACCCCAACUUUUAAAAAUCUGCAUUUCCCUU